Messenger RNA from Corylus avellana, 4279 nucleotides. RefSeq lists its product as uncharacterized. Lineage: Eukaryota; Viridiplantae; Streptophyta; Magnoliopsida; Fagales; Betulaceae. The record is from RefSeq and is a predicted model, not a curated record.
GAUCAGAGAAAUCUUAUGGAUCUGGGGAUUUCUGAGAUAGAAAGGAACAGGAGGCUGGAAAGUCUAAUUGCAAAACGAAGAGCAAAAAAGCUACGCAGAAUGCAGGUUGAGAGAGGUUCGAUUGACUUAGACAGUAAUAUUCCUCCAAGUCAAGUUGCCCCAAUUUUUGUUGCAAGAAACAACCCUAUUGGUGUCCCAAACAUUCUAGAUGAAAUUGAACGCUUAGAAAUGCCUGAUUCAGCCCCUUCAAUUUUGUUACCAACAAGAAACCCAUUUGACAUUCCCUAUGACCCCCUUGAAGAAAAGCCCAAUCUCAUGGGAGACAGUUUUGAUCAAGAAUUCAUGUCAGCUCAUAAAGAUAUGUUAUACUGCAGGCAUGAAAGCUUCAGUCUGGGGCCUUCUUUACCAAUGGAAACCAAGCAAGAUCGACGAGACACAAAGUUCGUCCCCCUUUUUGUUACAGAGAAGGGGGCCCUGGAGGGACCAGGAUACUCGAGAUUCAAAAGGCACUCAAAUUUUGGAGAUCAUGAUAAGCUAAUUGAACAGCUAUUAAAUAAAGAAGGUGGCCGCCGCAUUUCCCGUGUUGAUAGCAUUUGUGAUCUUGUUGAAGCUGGAACCCUAGCUCACAAUCAGGUAAUAAACUCGGUGGGAAUCGAACAUGAAGAGGAAAUACUUACUAAAAAUAGCAUGAUUGACAUCAAAGGAGAGAAGGAGAUGGAAACAUCUCAUGGCAUGGAGUCAAUCUUAAGUAACAAACGUGAAGUUGACAUGGAGACGGAUUUAAUUGAAGAUAGCAGUGAUGAGUCAAACUCAUUUUCUUCAGAUGAAGAACAUGAACACAUAAUGAAUGCUUACAGAGCUGAAGUUUCAGAAAAUGUAGAAUCAAAUCCUGCUGAAAUGUCCAUAAGGAGUUCAAUAGCUGAGCCUGCAAGUGAACCUUCAUAUGAUUCUAGUCCAUCAGCAGAUGACAAAAACAGGAGAGAAGACUGUAAUUUUUUUACAGGUAAGGGAUUUAGUCAUACUCAGGCCAAUUCCAUAGCUUCUGACAUGGAGGUGGAGGUCUCAGAAGUUGGUUCGUCUCCACGGACAGUUGACGGAACAAUUUCACUUAUUGAUGGAGAAUCCAUGACAUUUGAUGAGGAAACUGAAGGUAGUGAAGAAAUAAUGUGGGCAGGAGCCUCAUCCCACCAAUCUGGAGUAGAAGAAGAUGAAUCGAGAUCAAGAGGAAUAUAUGCAGUCAGUCAGGAGGAUAUUGUAGAAGUAGGAUUGUCAGAAGUCGACAAUAAUUCUAAGGAUGUUGUGUCAUCCAAACAUCCACAACAGAUAGAUCAAGAAUCAACUGACACCAGUUCAUUGUCAUCUUCAACAGUUGACAUAUCUGGAGAGAGUCAAGCUCAGUCAGUAAACAUCGAGCAUAAGAUCCAUGCUGAUGUCCAACAAGUACUGGAAAAAGUUGGGGAACCCAAAUCCAAGUCUUCUAAUUCUUCAAAUCCGUCUUCAUCUGAAAAUCUGAAAAGAGAAAUGCAUUUGAUGGAGAAUUUGGUGGCUCAUUCACUUGAUGAAGUUUAUUCUGAAAAACCAGAGGAUUUAUAUGACAUGACUAAAAAGGGGGUGAACGCUGUUUAUGAUGUUAAUCAUAUAGACAUGGAAGAAUUGAAGAUGAAUGAAAGCACAGAUGGUGGAUGGCAGCUAGUGAACAAGCAAGACACUGAAAAGCCUAUUGAGAAUCAGGCCUUAUUGGACUCUGCAAAACCAAUUGACGGGAAUAAUAACUCAAAGCCUAUUGAAGAUGUUGGAGGAAAUCAAGUAAAGCUAACCGAAGAUGAGGGCACUGUGAACAUGACAAAGCCAACUGAGGACAAAGACAACUUGAAAUCAAUUCAAGAGAGUGGAGAUGAACGAAGUGUCAUAGCAAGUGGAGCUUCUGGGGUAAACCGGAAUUCUAAUGAUCCCAUUGCAUCGGCUGCACCACACGAGUUGGUGAUUGAAGAGGUCUCUAUCAACUCGAGUUCAUCCUCAUCUUCGAAGUCUGUAUUAGCAGAAAAGAUCCCAAUUGAUCAAGCCUCCUCAUCGAAUUCAAGUCAAAAUUUGGAAAACACUGAAGAAGCUAAUGUAUUGGAUAAACAGCCACCUUUGAUUUUAACUCCGGCUGCACUUCAAAAUGCACAGCAUAUGGCGGAGGAUACAAUUGCUCACCCAACUAAAAAUCUUGAUUUUGAAAAUUUUCUGGAACCAUCUAGUCAUUCAGAGAACUUAACUGAAGAAAUCAUCAGUGUUGACAGCUUGAGAGAACACAAGGCUAAUGAGUCCAAAGACAACUUGAAACUCAUUCAAGAGAGUGUAGAUGAACAAAGUAUCAUAGCAAGUGGAGCUUCUGGGGUAAACCGGAAUUCUAAUGAUCCCAUUGCAUCAGCUUUUCCACAAGGGUUUGCGGUUGAAGAGGUCCCUAUCAACUCAAGUUUAUCCUCAUCACCAAAGUCCGUAUUAUCCGAAAAUAUCUCAAUUGAUCAAGCCUCCUCAUCAAAUUCAAGUCACAAUUUGGAAAACAAUGCAAAAACUGAUACAUUGGAGGAACAAAUACUUCUGAAUUUAACUCUGACUGCAACUCAAAAUGCACGACAUGUGGUGGCGGAUACAAAUGCUCACCCAACUAAAAAUCAUGGUUCUGAAAAUUUGCUGGAACCAUCUAGUCCUUCAGAGAAGUCUGCUGAAGAAACCAACAGUGUUGACAGCUUGAGAGACCCCGUGGUUAAUGAGGUCAAAAGCAACCUGACAUCAUUUCAAGAAACUAUUGAUGAACAAAAUAUCAUGGCAAGUGGAGCUUCUGGAGUAAACCAAAAUUCUGAUGAUCACAUUGCAUCAGCUUCAUCGCAAGAGUUGGUGAUUGAAGAGGUACCUAUCAACUCAAGUUCAUCCUCAUCACCAAAGUCCAUAUUACCAGAAAAGAUCCCAAUUGAUCAAGCCUCCUCAUCGAAUUCAAGUCAAAAUUUGGAAAACACUGUAAAAACUGAUACAUUGAAUGAACAAUCACUUCUGAAUUUAACAGUACUGUCUGCACUUCAAAAUGCCCAACAUAUUGUGGAGGAUACACAUGCUCACCCAACUAGCGAUCAUGGUUUUGAAAAUUUGCUGGAACCAUCUAGUCCUUCAGAGAAGUCAGCUGAAGAAACCAACAGUGUUGACAGCUUGAGAGAACCCGUGGUUAAUGAGGUCAAAAGCAACUUGAAAUCAAUUCAAGAAAGUGUUGGUGAACAAAGUAUCAUGGCAAGGGAAGCUUCUGGAGUAAACCAAAAUUCUGAUGAUUACAUUGCAUCAGCUUCGUCGCAAGAGUUGGUGAUUGAAGAGGUCCCUAUCAACUCCAGUUCAUCCUCGUCACCAAAGUCCGAAUUACCAGAAAAGAUCCCAAUUGAUCAAGCCUUCUCAUCGAAUUCAAGUCAAAAUUUGGAAAACACUGCAAAAACAGAUACGUUGGAUGAACAACUACUUUUGAAUUUUACACUGGCUGCACCUCAAAAUGCACAGCAUUUUGUGGAGGAUACACAUGCUCAACCAACGAACGAUCAUGGCUUUGAAAAUUUGCUGGAACCAUCUAUUCCUACAAAGAAGUCUACUGAAGAAACCAACACUGUUGACAACUUGAGGGAACCCAUGGUUAAUGACAAGGAAGGAAAGGAAAAUUCAAAAUCUUAUCAAGCCAUUGAAGGUGAAUCCCAAGCCAGCACUGGCCUAUCAAAACCAGUACAGGACAGCAAUAGUAUACCUGGAACCAUGGAACCGGGGAAGUUUACUACAGAAGCCAACACUGUCUAUAAUGUCAAUGAUCCAGUAGUCAGUGAUAUGGAUAUGGAGGGAUAUCUAGACGUCUCUUCAAAUAUCAAAGAUGAGGAACCAUCUAAUCAUCUUCAAGUGAAGUCUGCACCAGAAAGUUGAUUGAUUAUAAGAAUGUCACAGACCUGCCAAAUCAGAAGUAAUGGAAAAUUUCCAGGGUGAAUCUGAAGACUUGGUUAGAGAAGAUAUAUAACCAGAAGGAUGAAUUGGCACUGAGGAGUCGCCAAAACCAAACAGCAUGCAUCCAAAGUGAGAGUUCCUGACACACAGGCAAAUGAUGGCCAUGCAGAGGCUAAUAUAUGUAUGUAUGCGUGCAUGUAUGUAUGUAUAGGAAGGUAGGUUGUAGAAGCUGGAUUAAUGCCUUCUAUGUUUGGUCCAGCUAUAGCUUGAUCAUGCCCAAUUGAAAAAGACUAGUUUUGAGCUGUAAAUGCACUAAUCUAUUUGAAUUUAU